AAAUGCAGCCGCUGGUCUAGCCGCUUCUGCAUUUGCUAUCAUCUCAUGAAGCCAUGGACAUGUCACCCGAGCACCAGCUCCCUCUCUUCAAGCUCAUUCUCCCUCAUUAACCUAUCAACGCCCAAGCACUCCCACACCUUCUUCCAUCCACGACACCGUUUUCUCAGAUUCAAUCCCAUCGCCUGUAGUACCCCUGAUAGUGGCGGCAACACCAACGUUAACGAUGGCGGCAGCGGCGUGCCAGACUCAGUUCAAUCACCGACCAUGCCACCGCCGGGAGCUGUGGAAGUACGCUUCAGAAGAAGGUCGAGAAGGCAAGCCAGGCAACAGAGGGGUGAUGGAGGAGUCUCGAACGCCGCGCAAUCCACCAAGGCAAAGGUUUCAGCGAGUUAUCCGAAGAAAUGGGAGGACAUGAGCUUGGCGGAGAAGGCAACUGACUUGUACAUGGGAGAGAAGGGUUUACUGUUUUGGCUUAAUAAGUUUGCAUACGCUUCAAUCUUCAUAAUGAUAGGGGCUUGGAUAUUGUUCAGGUUUGUGGGGCCGUCCCUUAAUCUUUACCAGUUGGAUUCUCCUCCUCUCUCCCCUUCUUCCGUGUUCAAGGGAUCUUCCUGAUCUCUCAGGAGUUGCAACUGCUGAGUACUGCUUCCUCGGGCGAAGAAAUUGGUUUGCCUUUAAUCCUGGUGCAUGCCAGGAUUAUGUUAAUUCUCACAAUAGUAGAAGUACCCUGAUCAGGAGCGCACGAGCAAGUCAUACCUUUUAGUGCAUGAAUAAAGUUGGAUAGAGUAUGAAUUUCAUGUCCACUUAUCCUGUUCUUUAAUUUGCGCACAUAAAAACGAAGAAUGGAAGAUUCAACCUCAAUAACACAACUCAUACCCAAAAUCUUCUUUUUAGGAAAUGGGAAAUAAGUGUAGCAAGUAUAUAUCUUUCAAAGGCUAAACAAUUCAAAGCUGGAAAUCCAAAAUUCGAAGCAAGCAGCAAUCUUAACUAAUGAAUCCAAUGUUCCACCGCAACAUUGGCUGUUUGCGUGUGA
Neltuma alba is the source of this 1030-nucleotide messenger RNA. RefSeq lists its product as uncharacterized. The transcript has a single exon. Lineage: Eukaryota; Viridiplantae; Streptophyta; Magnoliopsida; Fabales; Fabaceae. The coding region runs from base 46 to 612 and encodes 188 amino acids. The record is from RefSeq and is a predicted model, not a curated record. Gene Ontology annotation, cellular component: chloroplast.